Galleria mellonella (greater wax moth) is the source of this 2404-nucleotide messenger RNA. RefSeq names its product condensin complex subunit 2 (gene barr). The coding region runs from base 144 to 2243 and encodes 699 amino acids. Gene Ontology annotation, molecular function: chromatin binding. The record is from RefSeq and is a predicted model, not a curated record. Gene Ontology annotation, cellular component: condensin complex. The transcript has 12 exons. Gene Ontology annotation, biological process: mitotic chromosome condensation. NCBI's taxonomy places the organism in Eukaryota, Metazoa, Arthropoda, Insecta, Lepidoptera, Pyralidae.
UUGUUUACGUUACAAAGUGAAGCGAUUGAACGGUCGUUGAGUUUUAAUUUUAGUAUAUCGCAAAUGCUAACAAGUAGAUUUUAAAAUAAUAUUUACUUUAUUAUACUACUAUUCUGUCUAAGAAUUUAUGGAAGAUUAAAAAUAUGAUAGAUAAUCCGAUUACAAGCACUCCAGCGUUAGCUAGAAAAAGUAUUGGCGGGAGCAACAAUAAUUCAAUACGAAGACGAAGUCUCGUUACUCAAACUCGUAUAACUAAGUCGAGAGAUGAAGAUCGUAAUGAUGAUGAUGCAGAGAGAUCAUCUCUAUUGGCGUCGGAGAGAGCAGUGGCCACAUCAACACCACAAGCAUCUCCACGAAGAGGCCGAGACACAAUGUCCUCAUCACCGCAAAAGGAACACUUUCAGGGUUGUCUCAAGCUUUAUGCAGAAAAUAAAAUAAACAAAGACAAUGCAUGGAAUCUACAACUGAUAGAUUUCAUGACAUCAAUGCUCAGAAGACAUGACUCCCGUAUGGACAAUCUGCAGACUGCAUCAACGGUGGUUGAUGCAUCUGCUAGGAUAUACUCGUUCAGAGUGGAUGCUGUGCAUUAUGAUGUGCUUAAGAUGGCCGGUGGUUUGAGUAAAGCUGCUCAGACUAAAAGAGGCAAGAAAGAUGACGAUGGUGCGAGUCAAGAAGAAGGUGCAGUAGAUGGAGAAGCAGCUCCAGUGAAGAAAAAGAAGAAGCGGUCAAAAGGUGCCAUUGCUGCCAAUCCAGAAGUUUUCAAUGGGGAUUUUGACACCAUUGAUUGCAUUGAUCCAUUCUUUGAGAGGUUGGCAGCCACUACUGGAGAUGUGACGUCAUCGAAUCGAGCGUUUAACGCCACUUUACCGAUACAUGACAAGACACUGGCUCUGAUAUUGAGAACGGACCACCAGUUUCUAGAGCCAAUAAAGGAGAAUGUGCCCGAGGAGUUGGAUUUGAGCGAACGCAUCACACUAGCUGUAAAACUGCUUCCAGCAUUCAAUGAUACUGAUCAAAUAUGUGAACCGUUCACAGGAUUCUCUAUCAGCAACUGGGAUCCGGAAACAGAAGAUGUAACUGCUCGAGUGAACAACUGGGUGGAAGAGAAUCGAUUGAAUUUGUCGCAACAAGCACUCGCUUUCGACGUCAACGCUGAAGUGGAACCAAUACCUCAAGAUGACGCACAUAACGACUUGUUUGAGGAGGAGCCACUGGGCGGCAUCGAUAGUGAGGAGGAAGCGGACGCGGCGCGAGCGGCGCUGGCGGCGGCGCCGACACGGCUGGCGCACCUGGCCGACAUGCGGCCACUCGCGCCCGCCGACUCGCGCCUCGAGUAUUCCUACUGCGGCUCUAUAGUCGCCGCCUGGGCCGGGCCCAGCCACUGGCGGCUCAAGAACAACAGAGCAUCAAAACAAUCUGAACGCACGCAGUCAACUGGAGGUCGUUUAACCGUCGAGGGAAAGAAGCCAGCUCGCACGAAACGACAACUAGACUUUUUGGGAGCAGGUCUGGCGUUCGACUCUCGAGCAGAACCCACUGGCGAGUAUGAACCGACGCAACCGGCGAAAAUCAUAAUCAGCAGGAAGACCCUGGCCACUGGGCAUACUUGGAAUGAAGCUAACUUCAAAACUCCUAUUGAUAGAGGUCUGGACGAGUCUCACUUCCGGAAACUGUUCCUUCGCCGCAACGUAAUGAUGAUGCGAAAGCGCGACCUCGAGCAGAGCCAGCCUACGAAACAGCCCGAACAGGAGCCUCUCACAGUGGAGGAAGCUAGGGAUUACGACUACAAUAAUGAAAACGACGCAUCAUAUUGCCCUAAUAAUAUACCGGACGGGGAUGAAUGGGGCAACGAGGAUGCAACCGCCGCAGGCGAUCUACAUGAUCAGAUAAAAGCCGCGGAACCUGAAGAAAUUGGAGACAUGCUUGAACCGCCUACUAAGAUAGCGAAAAUUUUUAUACCUUAUGCAAUGCGAGCGAAAAAAGUAGAUAUGAAACAAUUAAAACAUUGCACUUGGAAAAUGCUAACUGAAAAAACUCCAGAUGGAGAAAAAGAGGAGGUGUCACAGACGACGUUCUUUUCGAUUUAUUCCAGAUUGCCAAAUAAAUUAUCGACUAAUAUGCGUGAAUCGCUCAGUGUGCCACUGGCUCUCUUAUCUGUGCUACAUUUAGCCAACGAGAAAGGUUUGAUUUUGGAAAAAAGAGAAGACCUGAAGGACAUUGGCAUUUUAGGUCUUAUAAAAUGAUUUCUUUUUGGAAAUUAUAUUCGAAUUAUUUUUAUACAUGUAGUAAGUUUGUACUAAAAUGUGUAUGCUAGAUCUUCAAUAUAAUUAUAUGUACAGAUGUUCUUAUAAGUAUAUAUUAAUUUUUUUUAAUGCUAUUUUAAUAAAUAAUAAAUUUUGUAUAA